Molecule: messenger RNA, 813 nt
Organism: Miscanthus lutarioriparius
Lineage: Eukaryota; Viridiplantae; Streptophyta; Magnoliopsida; Poales; Poaceae
Source: the annotation of a GenBank genome assembly
AUGGCCGCCGCCGCCGUGAUCUCCAUCUCCUCCUCAAAGGUGGCUGCACUCGCUGCACUGUUCGUGGUGCUCGCGAUGUACGCCGAGGCGGCGAGCCCCAACGGCGGCUGGCAGGCGGCCAAGGCCACCUGGUACGGCGCGCCCAACGGCGCCGGCCCUGACGACAACGGUGGCGCGUGCGGGUUCAAGAACACCAACAAGUACCCGUACAUGUCCAUGACGUCGUGCGGCAACCAGCCGCUGUUCAAGGACGGCAAGGGCUGCGGCGCAUGCUACCAGAUACGGUGCCUCAAUAGCACCCACGAUGCUUGCUCCGGCAGAGCGAAGCGUGUGAUCAUCACCGACAUGAACUACUACCCGGUGUCCAAGUACCACUUCGACCUCAGCGGCACGGCGUUCGGCGCCAUGGCCAAGCCCGGCCUCAACGACAAGCUCCGCCACGCGGGCAUCCUCGACAUCCAGUUCCGGCGGGUGCCCUGCAACUACAAGGGCCUGAACGUCAACUUCCGCGUCCAGGUGGGGUCCAACCCGAACUACUUCGCGGUGCUGGUGCAGUACGCGGGCAAGGACGGCGCCGUGGCGCAGCUGGACCUGAUGGAGACCGACAGGGCGACCGGCAAGCCGACGGGCGUGUGGACGCCGAUGCGCGUGUCGUGGGGCGCCGUCUGGCGCCUCGACACCAAGCGCCCGCUGCAGCCGCCCUUCUCGCUGCGCGUCCGGAACGGCUCCGGCAAGACGCUGGUGGCCAGCAACGUCAUCCCGGCUGACUGGAAGCCGUUGACCGACUACCCCUCCUCCGUCCAGUUCCCCUAG